Messenger RNA from Prorocentrum cordatum, 494 nucleotides. Lineage: Eukaryota; Dinophyceae; Prorocentrales; Prorocentraceae. The record is from the annotation of a GenBank genome assembly.
AGGAGGCGGGAUUUCGCGCCGACCUGCGGUGCAGCGUUGGGGGCUGCUCCACGGGCCGUCGUCGGCCCUGCUCGGCGCCCGGUACUUGGCCGGACGCUCCUCUGGGCCUUUAGAUGCCGACUUUGCCAGCGGGAAGCGCGCUCGGGCGGGGGGCGAACGCCGAGCCCCUCGAGGUGCUCCGCUGGCAGCGCCUCGGGCCCUUCGAGCGCCUUCCUCGGCGGGGCGGUGGGCGCAGAGCCCCUCGAGCCCCCUCGGGGCUCUUGCUACAGUCGUUUUUCGCAGGGGCGGGCUGCGGACCGGGGGAGCGAACACAGCGACAGAUACACAGAGGCAGGCUCGGAGAGGUCCGCGCGGGUGCCUCGGGCUGGCGCUGGACCCCCUCCCCCCCAUGGCGCGCCAGGGGCGGCGCCCGGGGCGGCGCCGCCGGGGGGGGUCCCGGCGCCGGCUCGAGGAAGUCGCGCGGAGCUCCGAGCUGUUGUGUGCAGCUCGCUGUU